Messenger RNA from Colossoma macropomum (tambaqui), 3101 nucleotides. It is a transcript of the gene sema3b, whose product is annotated as sema domain, immunoglobulin domain (Ig), short basic domain, secreted, (semaphorin) 3B. Gene Ontology annotation, molecular function: chemorepellent activity; semaphorin receptor binding. Gene Ontology annotation, biological process: semaphorin-plexin signaling pathway; negative chemotaxis; neural crest cell migration. NCBI's taxonomy places the organism in Eukaryota, Metazoa, Chordata, Actinopteri, Characiformes, Serrasalmidae. The record is from RefSeq and is a predicted model, not a curated record. The transcript is spliced from 18 exons. The coding region runs from base 705 to 3062 and encodes 785 amino acids.
GAGAGGGAGGGAAAGAGAGCAGGAGCACUCCGCAGUAGCAAGGAACGAGUCAAACAGUGCAAGAACCAAAGUAGAGCUAGAAAGAUAGAGAGAGAUAUAGAGGGAGGUAGAUAGAGAGAGUUUAGUGUAAUGCAGAGAACACAUCAGCCUGUUUAAAGCAGUACAGUAACAGAGGAGAGGAAUAGAUUAAUGUAAGAAUUUCAAACAGGGAGAAAAGAGUGCUGUGUUGGACCCUUUUGCUCUUGGACAGGACAGAGACAGAGGAGAAAGGGGGAAAAGAGGAAUAAGACGUGUUUGCCAGAGGAGCCCUCGCAUGCUGAACUCCUGACACACACACACACAUACACACACACACACACACAUUCAGAGAGAGCUUUCUCCCCCUGCGGCAGCUGCAGAGAGAGAGAGUGAGAGAGCCUGCCGUUCCUCUGGAGUCUACGGGACCAUGGCACCUGUCAGAGACGGAGCGGCGCUACGCUGAGUGUGUACACACAUAGACACACUCAGAGGGAGAGAGAGAGAGAGAGAAGGGGAAAGGACCAGUACAAAGUUUUAUUGUUAGUGUCAAACACUCUCGUCUGGACCCUCACAACCACACAAACAAAGCUACAGCAACAAGGACACCAAGCCCUUCCACAGCGACUGCUGCCAACCGACCAACCAAAAUCCAGCAUAACCAUCACCACUUCUGCUAGCGCCUGAAGAUGAUGACGAUGAUGAUGGUGAUGACAGUGAUGUGCAGCUCAUCACUGCUGCUCGGGCUGAUCACUGUCAGCGCGUCGUCCAGUGGAUCUUCAUCAUCUGCAUCUUCUACCUCAUCGUCAUCCUCACCAAGGAUGAAGCUUACUUACAAAGAGCUCCAGCAGUUUAACGGUGUGAAGAGGUUCGAGUUGGAACGCUCAUGCUGUUUUGGAGCGCUGCUAUUGGACGAGGAGAGAGGACGGCUGUUUGUUGGAGCGCGCAACUUCCUGUUGUCUCUCAGUUUGGACAACAUCGCCAAACAAGAACAAAAGAUCUACUGGCCAGCACCUGUGGACUGGAGGGAGGAGUGCAACUGGGCAGGGAAAGACAUCAAUACGGACUGUGUUAACUACGUGAAGGUGUUGCAUCACUUUAACCGCACUCACCUGUAUGCGUGCGGGACAGGAGCCUUCCACCCCACCUGUGCUUACGUGGAGGUCGGACAGAAGAUGGAGGAUCAUGUGUUUCGGAUCGAUCCAUCUCUAGUAGAAGACGGUAAAGGGAAGAGUCCAUAUGACCCACGUCAUGCAGCAGCCUCUGUCCUGAUAGGUGAUGAGCUGUAUUCAGGCGUGGCCACUGACUUGAUGGGGCGGGACUUCACAAUUUUCCGCAGUCUGGGCCAGAGACCCUCCAUACGAACUGAACAACACGACUCUCGCUGGCUCAACGAACCGAAGUUUGUUGGCGCUUUUGCAGUUCCAGAGAGCGAAAACCCUGAUGACGAUAAAGUUUUCUUCUUCUUCCGAGAAACGGCCGUCGAAGCUCAAGGCUUUGGCAAGGUCACCUACGCUCGGAUUGGCCAGCUGUGCCGGAAUGAUAUGGGAGGACAGAGAAGUUUGGUGAAUAAGUGGACGACGUUUCUGAAGACUCGACUCGUCUGCUCUGUGCCGGGCAACGAAGGCAGCGAGACACAUUUUGAUGAGCUCAGGGACGUGUUCCUGCUGCAGACCCGAGAUAGGAAGAAUCCACUGGUCUACACUGUCUUCUCCACUUCCAGUAGUGUAUUCCGAGGCUCAGCCGUGUGUCUGUACACUAUGAAUGACAUCCGCAGGGCGUUUCUGGGGCCGUUUGCCCAUAAAGAAGGACCCAAUUAUCAGUGGGUGCCCUACCAGGGCAAAGUCCCUUACCCGCGACCAGGCAUGUGUCCAAGUAAGACGUUUGGCAGUUUUGAGUCCACUAAGGGCUUCCCAGACAACGUGAUCCAGUUUGCACGUCAUCAUCCACUAAUGUAUAACCCAGUAAUGCCGCUGGGGAGCCGCCCGCUGUUCCUGCGCACUGGAAUUCCCUACAGCUUCACACAGAUUGCAGUGGACCGCGUCAACGCAGCUGAUGGUCACUAUGACGUCAUGUUCAUCGGAACAGAUGUUGGCACAGUGCUGAAGGUGAUCUCUGUGCCCAAGGGAGGCUGGAGCAACACAGAGCUGCUCCUGGAGGAGCUGCAGGUCUUCAAGGACUCUUCAUCCAUCAUCAACAUGCAGAUCUCCUCCAAACGACAACAGCUCUAUGUGGGUUCUGAUACAGGGCUUGCUCAGGUGCCUCUGCAUCGCUGCAGUAUGUACGGUAAAGCAUGUGCUGAGUGCUGCUUGGCCCGAGACCCCUACUGCGCCUGGGAUGGACAUGCAUGCACGCGUUACCUGCCCAACACCAAACGGCGGUUCCGUCGCCAGGAUGUAAGGAAUGGUGAUCCUAACACACUCUGCUCAGGAGAUCACCAGAAACAGCGUGUUUUGGAGAAGAAGCUGUAUGCAGUGGAGGGCAGCAGCUCCUUCCUGGAGUGCAUUCCCAAAUCACUGCAGGCUCAGGUCACCUGGACCUACCAGAGACACCCCAACAACCAACGAGAGGAGGUGCGUCUGGACGACCGCGUACUUCAGAUGGACCGUGGCUUGCUGCUGCGGCGCGUGGUGCGUAGAGACGGGGGUGUGUACCAGUGCCAUGCGAUGGAGCACGGAUUCACCCAAACUCUCUUGGGCAUCACACUUGAGGUUGUGCCAUCUACAGGCCCUGCCCCUCCUCACAGCCCUGUCCACAGCCAAGGACAGUCCUCCACCAAUCAGAAGCUGUGGUACAGAGACUUCAUGCAGCUGGUUGAUCACCCCAACCUGAGCACGGUUGACCAGAUCUGUGAGCAGGUGUGGUCACGUAAGCACGGCCAGUCAUCCAAAGGCAUUUCAGAGCCAGCUAACGAGGCACCACCUAUUGACCCCCUUCAGUCAACGCACAAAAAGUGGAAGCAUCUAAAGGAGGUGAGAAAGGGGCGGAACCGCAGAACACAUGAUGGAAGACCCGCCCCCCGAGCGCCUCGGAGCGCAGGAGAGUAACAAGGGAUAAGGAGAGUGGGAGGAAGAGAGACUGAGAAA